AUGGCUGACGGCGCCGCUAACGGCAAUCCCAGCAUGGAUGCCUUCAAAGCCAGUAAGGUGCCCAAACUGACGUCGUCUCCAGAUGCCACAUCUGCCUACAACACCAUCACCAACGGUCCCGUAGCUCAAAACGUCAUGGACGAGUCCGCCAAGGCAUCGGCCGAGCUUUCCAAGCUCGCCGCCGCCCGCCAUACCCCUGAUCACCGGGCUGCCACCGGCCAGCCGCUCACGCACUACCACUCCUUUUUCUCGGAGCUCCUGUCAUGGAACAACCCUCGUGCUUCGGCCAUUGCGUAUGCCACCGCCGUCUCCCUUAUCUUCUCGGUUAGGUACCUGGAUAUUUUCCGGUGGAUGUUCAAGCUCACUUGGAUGGUCUUGGCCAUCACCAUCGCGGCCGAAGUCGCCGGAAAGGCGCUCAUGAACAACGGCUUUGCUACUCAACUCCGUCCGCGAAAGUACUACACAGUUCCCAGAGAAACGCUCGAUAGUUUGAUUGGCGAUGUCCACGAGCUUAUCAACUUUUUCGUGAUCGAGUCCCAGCGCGUCUUGUUUGCUGAGAAUGUCUGGGUCUCCGCCGCGGCCGCUCUCGCCGCCUUCUUCUCGUAUUAUCUUGUCCGAAUCGUGCCGUACUGGGGCCUGGCCGUGAUCGCCACCACCGUGACCUUCUUCGCGCCCCUCAUCUACACCACCAAUCAGGAGCUUAUUGACGCCCAACUGAAGCACGCGGGCGAGAUUGUCAAUGCUCAGACGGCUCAGCUGCGCACCGUUGCGCAGAAGCGCACCGAGCAGGCCACUCAAGUGACCAAGCAGUACAUGGGCGACUACACAGCCAAGGCCCAAGCAUUGAUCAAGGGCUCGCGCGGUCACGAGCAGCAGAACCACAAGACGGAUCUCAAGCCGUCCGACUUCCCUGCUGCUCCCAAGGAGGAGUUGAAGCCCGCGCAUAUCAAUGUCCCGGAGCCUGUCAAUGUCCCGGAGCGGGCCGUCGCUGACAAGCCCGAGCAGGAGCCCAUGAUCGCCUCCUAA
Canariomyces notabilis is the source of this 1026-nucleotide messenger RNA. RefSeq lists its product as uncharacterized. Bases 1 to 1026 code for a protein of 341 amino acids. The transcript is spliced from 5 exons. Lineage: Eukaryota; Fungi; Ascomycota; Sordariomycetes; Sordariales; Chaetomiaceae. The record is from RefSeq and is a predicted model, not a curated record.